AUGUCGACUCGUAGACGCGGUCGCGGGCGAGGUAGAGGCAGAUUAGGAAAUGUUACUCCUGAAGCGACAGGGAGUAAUCCUAUCCCUGUAGACUUUAUGGCUGCCCUGGGGAACAUGGCUGCGGCUAUGCAAGCGAUAGCUAAAGCUCUGGGAAACCAGAUAAACAAUGGAAACCAUUGGAAAAACAAUGAAGAUGGCCCUAUGACGCUUCCCACAUUCCUGAAGGUUCACCCUCCGACCUUCCGGGGAACCUCAAACCCCACUGAGGCCGAUAACUUGAUCCAAGCAAUGGAACGAGCGCUACAGGCUCAACAGGUUCCUAAAGAGCAGUGGGUUGAGUUUGAAACUUAUCAGCUACAAGGUGAGGCUCAGCAUUGGUGGCAGGGCACGCGGCAUAUUCUGCAGCCUGAUGGGGUUGUAAUUUCUUGGGAAUUGUUCCGAAUAGAGUUCUAUAAGAAGUAUUUUCCCAAUUCAGUCAAAAAUGCCAAAGAACUUGAAUUGAUGAAAUUGAAGCAAGGGAAAAUGACUAUUAUUGAGUAUACCAAUAAGUUUGAGGAAUUAUGCCAAUUCUCUCGCAUCUGUCAAGGUACUCCAGAGGAUUUUGCUGAGUGGAAGUGCAUCAAGUAUGAGGGAGGUCUCCAAAGUGAUAUUUUGAGCUCUGUUGUACCAACAGAGAUCAGAGUGUUCUCUGAACUUGUAAACAAGAGUAGGGUGGCUGAAGAAUAUGUGAGGAAGGCGGCAGCAAAGAAAGGAAGUAUGAAAAUGCCUUUUCAGAUGAAUCAAGGGAAAAACUUUGCACCGAGGGGCAGGGAUUUCAAACGUGGAGGCUUUGUCCCUCAAAAUAAUCAGGGGCAAGACAACUUUAGGAGGCCGACUCACAAUACUAAUCAAGGAAGAAGAUUUUGGAAACAACCACAGCAGGACUUGAAUUGUCAAAGGUGCGGGAAGCAUCAUCCAGGAAUUCCAUACAGAUUGGGUAUGGAAGUGUGCUAUUUCUGCGGGCAACCUGGGCACCUGGCUUGGAGCUGCCCAGAAAAGAAGAAAUAUGAGACUGACAGGGUGCAGUAG
This is a messenger RNA of Arachis stenosperma, 1068 nucleotides long. RefSeq lists its product as uncharacterized. The record is from RefSeq and is a predicted model, not a curated record. The transcript has a single exon. Bases 1 to 1068 code for a protein of 355 amino acids. Gene Ontology annotation, molecular function: nucleic acid binding; zinc ion binding. Lineage: Eukaryota; Viridiplantae; Streptophyta; Magnoliopsida; Fabales; Fabaceae.